AUGUUUGGUUUCGGGUUUCAAAAGAAUGAGUUCAUUGUUGACGGUCAGACUGUGGUGAUCACUGGUGGCUCCGAUGGCAUGGGCAAAGCUGUUGCGAUCCAGUUGGCCGAGAAAGGCGCCAAUGUUAUUGUUGUCGCGCGUACCGUCUCCAAACUUCUGACUGCCGUCGAUGAAAUGAAGGCCAAAGCGGCGAAUUCGUAUAAACAGAAGUUCCAUUAUAUCAGCGCCGAUCUCACAGAUCCCGCCGAGUGCGAACGAGUUAUCGCGGAAGCUACCGUGUGGAACUCUGGGGCCCCUCCCGAUGUAGUGUGGUGCUGCGCGGGCUUUUCGCGUCCUGGAUUCUUUGUCGAUGUGCCCAUCCAAGAGCACCGGCAGCAAAUGGAUACGAUCUAUUGGACUGCGGCCAAUACAGCCCAUGCCGCUUUGCGCAGCUGGCUCACCCCGGUUCCUCCGAGUGGACAGAUGAAAACUCCUCGGAGACAUCUCAUUUUCACAUGCUCAACCCUCGCUUUCGUUCCCAUCGCUGGUUACUCGCCAUACUCUCCUGCUAAGGCAGCCAUUCGUUCUCUCUCCGAUACUCUAAGCCAGGAAAUCGAAAUGUAUAACGGGGCCUUUACUCAGCGGCACCGCACUCAUGCCCCGGCUGCGGAUGUCAAGAUUCACACCAUUUUCCCCAUGGGAAUCCUCAGUCCCGGCUUUGAUAACGAGCAGAAAACAAAGCCCGAAUUGACCAAACAGCUUGAAGAGGCCGACAAGCCACAAACGCCCUCGGACGUCGCGAAAAUCUCUAUCAGCGCUCUAGAGCGCGGAGAGUAUCUCAUUACUACUAUGUUCGUUGGUUCUAUCAUGAAAGGCACCGCCCUUGGGCCCAGCCCAAGAAACAGCAUUGUCGGCGACACUCUGCUCAGCUGGCUCAGCAAUUUGGUGUUCUUACAGGUCAUCCCAGACCUGCGCAGCAAGGCAUUCGAAUGGGGAAAGAAGAACGGACUUCCAGGCACUAAUACGCCCUCAUGA
Penicillium paradoxum is the source of this 1014-nucleotide messenger RNA. RefSeq names its product 3-dehydrosphinganine reductase (gene ksrA). Lineage: Eukaryota; Fungi; Ascomycota; Eurotiomycetes; Eurotiales; Aspergillaceae. The transcript has 3 exons. Gene Ontology annotation, biological process: sphingolipid biosynthetic process. Gene Ontology annotation, cellular component: endoplasmic reticulum membrane. Gene Ontology annotation, molecular function: 3-dehydrosphinganine reductase activity. The record is from RefSeq and is a predicted model, not a curated record. The coding region runs from base 1 to 1014 and encodes 337 amino acids.